This is a messenger RNA of Anopheles cruzii, 3821 nucleotides long. It is a transcript of the gene Atg9, whose product is annotated as autophagy-related protein 9A. The record is from RefSeq and is a predicted model, not a curated record. Lineage: Eukaryota; Metazoa; Arthropoda; Insecta; Diptera; Culicidae. The transcript has 12 exons. The coding region runs from base 22 to 2913 and encodes 963 amino acids. Gene Ontology annotation, biological process: autophagy of mitochondrion; protein localization to phagophore assembly site. Gene Ontology annotation, cellular component: autophagosome; phagophore assembly site.
GGCGGCACACGAAACAACAAAAUGACGUCGAAACGGCAGUUCGACGCAAAAACGUAUGAAUCGCUUUCGACCCAGGACACGAACCCGUUCACGGACAAACGUUCGCCAACAACGAUCGACGAGGAGGACACCCCGCAGGUGAUACACGUCGUGCCGGAGACUAGCAAAGCACGAUGGAAUCACAUCGAGGAUUUGGACUCCUUCUUCGCCCGGGUGUACGUAUACCACCAAAAGCACGGCUUCUACGUGAUGAUGCUGCAGAAGCUGUUCGAGCUGUUCCAGUUCGUGUUUGUCGUGGUGCUGAUCACGUACAUGUUCAACUGCAUCAACUACGAAAUACUGUUUCGUGAUAAAAUCAUUGCGAACGAAACGAAAGUCUCGCUGGGUGAUGCCAUGCUCGGUGUGUCGGAAUGUGCGGCCAAACUCGGGAUCUUCCAGUGGCUGGCGCUGGUGCUGGCCGGACUGUUCUGGACGUUUCGGCUGUUUAAAUUUUUCUACCAGUUCUUCCAGUUCUGGGAUAUUAAAAUGUUUUUCAACACGGCGCUAAAAAUCGAUGAUGCCGACCUGGACAAUCUUACGUGGCACGAGGUGCAGAAGUGCAUCCGGGAGGUGCAAUCCGAGAUACAGAUGAGUAUCAACAAGGAGCAACUGACUGAGCUAGAUAUUUAUCAUAGAAUAUUAAGGUUUAAAAAUUACAUGGUGGCCAUGAUGAACAAAUCGUUGCUACCGGCCACGAAGAAGCUGCCAUUACUAGGAAACGUUGUGCUACUGAGUCAAGCACUCCGCUACAAUAUAGGGUUACUCCUUUUUUGGGGACCAUGGUCACCGUUCGAGAACAACUGGCAUCUGCGGCCCGAAUAUAAACGGCCCAGCAUGCGGAACGAGCUGGCAGCGAAGCUGUCGAAGCAAAUCUUCUGGGUCGCGAUCGCAAAUCUCGUCCUUUCGCCCUUCAUUUUCCUCUGCCAGUUGAUGUACUUCUUUUUCAAUUACGCUGAUUUAAUCAAAAAAGAACCAGGCACACUGGGCGUACGAUGCUGGUCACAGUACGGCAAGCUGUACCUGCGGCACUUUAACGAACUUGACCAUGAGCUGGACGCACGACUGACCCGUGCCUACCGCCCAGCCGUCAAGUAUGUGAACUCCUUUUCGUCUCCUCUGCUCACCGUUAUUGCGAGGAACAUAGCGUUCGAUUGUGGCGGUGUCGCUUCCCUUAUCCUGCUGUUGGCGAUUUACGACGAGGACGUGUUUCAGGUGCAGCACGUACUAACGCUCUUCACCAUCCUCGGAAUGAUCAGCGUCGUUGCAAGAUCCCUCAUUCCCGAUGAGAACAUGGUUUGGUGUCCGGAGCAGCUACUGCGUAACGUGUUGGCCCAUGUGCACUAUUUGCCCGCGACGUGGCGUGGUCACGCGCACAGCUCGGCCGUACGCGAACAGUUUGAGCUGUUUUUCCAGCUUAAAAUUAUGUACAUUUUGAACGAAUUGUUCAGCCCACUGGUGGCGCCAUUUGUGUUGCUGUACGAUGUGCGCCCCAAAGCGCCCCAGUUGGUUGACUUCUUCCGCAACUUCACCGUCGACGUGAUCGGAGUCGGUGACGUAUGUUCCUUCGCCCAGAUGGACGUCCGGAAGCACGGCAACCCCGACUGGCAGAUACCGGUGGUGACCGAUGACCGUGACAGCGAAGGAGAAACACCACUCAUUUCACCGGCUGACAUGGGACCGGGUCCGUCGGUACCACCGCCCACCGCCGGGGCUAAGCCGUAUGAUCAGGGUGAACACGGCAAGACGGAGCUGUCGCUCGUCCACUUCACGCUGACCAAUCCAACGUGGCAGAUGCCACCCGAAGCGAAGCAGUUCGUUCAGGGCAUCAAGCGGCACGCGCUUCAGGAUCUGAACCGUCAGCGGGGCAUGCUGUUGGGCCUGCAAAACCCGACUGCCAUGGGCCAGAGUUUGCUGUCGAUGGAAAGCAUGGGUGCGGAGUAUUCGUCCAUCAUUCAACCGAUCCUCCAGACGCACAACCUAUCCAACUCGCAGGCCCUCGGUCUGUCGAUGCACCUCGGCGGAUUCGGGUCGCCGAUCCCACCGAUGCAUUCGAUCAUCCCCGGCGGUUACGGACAACAACAAACGGGACCAGCGCCUCCACCACCGACGCUACUGCACCAUGGCCCGGGUGUGCAGUCUUCGCACCACUAUCACUUCUCACCGCCGUCGUAUGACUUCGAGCGGAUGUUACAACAGAAUCUGCCCGACACCAGCACGGUGACCGGAGCAAUGCCAACGCGAAGUACCUUUUUGGCCGACAUAAACGAAACCGAAGAUGAACCGACCAGCGGGACCGCUCCGAUACAAUCAACCGGUCCCGGUGGACACUUUGAUGACGGUGGACCGAUUGGUGAUCCCGAAUGCAGCCGUUACGGUGCGCUCGGAGGGGAGGGGAUGACCUUUAGUACCCGUGGGGGUAUGACACGACGAGAAGGGCCGGCCGGUGGAUCGCGGAACGGACUGUUGUCCAGCCUUUAUGGUGAUGUCCCUGCGAACGUUACGGCACCGCACGAGUUCACCACGGCCGACAUGUGUCUUAGUACGCUUUACCUGCACGAAUUGCAUCACAAUCACUUGCGUCGCCAGGGCGGUGGUGGAAGUUUGCGACUGGACAUGGGCACCACUUCAUCGACCAUUUUCCCAUCACGCCCAUCCGCCGGGGGUCGUUUCGGCCCGGGCGGUUUCCGACCCUUCGGUUCGGUAGCCCAACCAUCACUAGUCAGUCAUCCGCUGCGUACCCUCGCUCCCGGUGUUCUCACCGGAACGAGCACUAGCACGGCCGGCCCAUCCUCCUCCUCGGCUGCCGGACCGUCAUCCGUUUCCACCGCCCCUGCCGCCGAAAGGACACCACUGCUCGGAGGCAAAAAGUCAUAGCACCGGGCCGAAUGGGUGUAACGGAUGUAACGUGCCGGGAGUGCCAAGUUAAUUUCCGAUUAGCUGUACAGCGUGGCAAAACAAGGGACCGAACGCUACUAUGGUUACGGCUCAUCUCUAGCUUAAGAUCAGGUUUUAUAAAACGCUUUUAUGAUUGCUGAUCGUUGUGAUUACGAAGCGCCACAAACGAUCGGGCGGACGGUGGGGCAAUACUCAAAACAACGAAUCACACGAGCACCGCGGAGCGUUUCAGCGAUAUCGUUGUGGGCACCUUUUGACUCAUUUCGUCCCGCACACAUUAGGCAGCUCGAUGUAAAUAGGAUAUGCUGGGGAACUGAAGAGAUAGCUUUCACCUUUUAUACAAUACAUUUAGUUUUUGUGUUAUGGCUCUUUCAAUAGGCAGCAAAUAGCGUUUUCUUGUAACCACAGUUUUCUGACCAUCAUGCCACGAUCAAAUACGGAGCAAAUUUUUGAACAUUGCAAAGCACCAGAAAGUUAAAGCGAGUCAGCUACACAGUAUAGGAGUAAGGAGUCAGAUUUCUUGAAUGGUUUAUGGGUUUUAAGCAUCCCUACGCUCUGUAAAAUAUGACAAACAAACGACCACAAAACCAAUGUACAUAGAGAGCAGAUCUCGUUAGGAGGACGAAUCGUGAACCGCAAUACUUAGAACGAAAUGAUAAACAAAUGGUACAAACAUCGGCAAAUGGUUCAGCCAGCAGUUAGCGGAACAGUUGCGGACGCUUGUACGGGUGAUGCUAUGAGUGUGAUGAGUGAAUGAUCUAAAAAGCUCGUUAAAUGUUUCCUUUCCCGCCGACCGGUGGGAAAACACGGAACGGAUUGUUUUGUCUAAAACAACAAGAUACACUACUACUGACUAGUGGAAUUACAUUUAGAAAUAAAAAACUAUU